AUGAACUCUGCACCAACCGUGCAGCUCAUCCUACCAAGUAGGGACCUGCUCUACGACCACCACGGCCCUCCGAGCGGCCCCCUCGGUCUCUCGACGGAACGGCCGACGUCGUUCCACAACCCGUGGCCCUCGUACCGCUUCGCGACGUUCAGCGACGCCUUGCUCGCUUUCCAGCGCGGCGCAUCGGUUGCAGCGGCCCAGAAUGAGCCGGAAUGCCACGCGUGUGGAGAGUGGACGCGCGUCGCGUCGCGCUCGGCAUCCCUCAAUACCUUCCGUGAAAACGAGGAGGAUGACAAGGACAUGGUGGCACCGGGCGGGCUGUUCUACGACCCUGAGGACGACGAUGGCGACGAGACUCCGGUCCAAGAGUGGGGAAACGACGACGGGCCAGGUGGUCUAAGUUACCUGGCGCGUAAAGUGACGCACGUCACGGAGCGGCCAACGGGAUACAUCCGCCCUGAGAUGCUGGGCAUACAGGUCGACGACGAGGCGGACGACUGGCGCGAGCCGCCUAUUUGCGUCCGCCCUCCCCGAUGGCUCCGUGGAGAAGGGAGCGAUCGCGAGAGUGACCGCGGUGAGGGCGGGCCGGCAAAGCCCGCCGUGACUUGGAUCGGGCAUGCUAGUGUGCUCGUCCAGAUUCCGUUUACGGAUGGGAGCGGGAUGGCGGGCGUGCUCUUCGACCCUAUUUUCUCGCUCCGCUGCUCACCGACCCAGUACGUUGGGCCUGCACGCAGUCUCAACCCGCCAUGUUCGGUCGCCGAGCUCCCGCCCAUUCAUCUCGUUAUAAUCAGCCAUGACCAUUACGACCACCUUGACUACGACAGCAUCAUAGACUUGUGGAACUACCACAUCGAUACCGUGCACUUCAUCGUGCCCCUGGGUCUCGGACAGUGGUUUAUCGACUGCGGGAUUCCAGAGGCUUAUAUCAACGAGCUUGACUGGUGGUGUGAGGCACUGGUGCAGUUCCCAUCAGAGGGAUCCCGAACGUCAACACCAGUAUCCACCUACCCGCAGACAAGAGAACCUGAGAUCGACCCAUCCUCAAGACUUAGGCUCAAGGUAGCGUGCUGUCCGGCGCAACACCGUUCCGGCCGCGGAGUCUUUGACCAGAUGGCAACACUGUGGGCGUCGUGGGCAGUGGGCGUCAUCCCCUCAAACAUCAACAACCCCCUCGCGCCAGGUAUGAAGAACUGGAACUCGUUCAAGGUAUAUUUCGGCGGCGACACGGGGUACCGAUACGCAACAGCCCCAGACUCGGACGAGACGGCAAUCUGUCCGGCCUUUGAGGAGAUCGGCGAAACCUACGGCCCCUUCUCCCUCGCCCUCCUGCCACUGAGCACGGGGAGCAGCCUGCCGUUCCUGCGCAAGAUGUUCAGCCUCUCGCUCGACCAGUACACGCUCACGUCGAGCCAACACUGCUCCCCGGCUGACAGUCUCAAGAUCCACGGCGCGGUCAAGGCACGGCGUACAAUCGGGAUGCACUGGGGCACAUUCUGUGAUGCGGCCGAGGCACGCGCGACACGGGUCGAAUUUGGGAGGGCACGUCGAGACGCUGCGGUGGGAAGCGACUGGGAGAAUCCAGGGAUGAAGGGCGUGUUCGUCGCCCUUGAUAUUGGUGAGACGGUCGACGUCGAGCCGUAG
This is a messenger RNA of Cutaneotrichosporon cavernicola, 1641 nucleotides long. RefSeq lists its product as uncharacterized. Lineage: Eukaryota; Fungi; Basidiomycota; Tremellomycetes; Trichosporonales; Trichosporonaceae. The coding region runs from base 1 to 1641 and encodes 546 amino acids. Gene Ontology annotation, molecular function: N-acylphosphatidylethanolamine-specific phospholipase D activity. The record is from RefSeq and is a predicted model, not a curated record. The transcript has a single exon. Gene Ontology annotation, cellular component: cytoplasm; membrane-bounded organelle. Gene Ontology annotation, biological process: N-acylphosphatidylethanolamine metabolic process; N-acylethanolamine metabolic process.